AUGAACCUGCUCGCCGCAGAAAAACACUGUUCAACGUCCGAGUAUUGUUCACUGUUCACUGCCGGAGUACUGUUCACUGCCGGAGUACUGUUCACUGUUCACUGUUCACUGCCGGAAUUAUUUUCACAGAGUCCUGUUUCGAGCAGAGAAGAGGGGGAACAAGAAAAGAAAAAAGAAAAAAGAAAAAAGGAGAGAGAGGGCUGGCCGGAAAAUGGUGCCGGAAAAACCUUUAUUAAGCAGUGCUCUGAAGAAAAUGUUAACGAGUGGCUUUGUGAACUUUGUCAGGUAAGUGCUACAGAUCAACGUGGCCUGAAUAACCACCUCCAAGGAAAAAAACACAAAUGCAGUGAGGCUGCUUUAGGAGCACAGAAGGACGAGAAAAACAGCAGCAUUAGUCUUUUCCCAAAGAAACCAAAAUCAGAGGAAGGAUCAUCAGGUCCAAUCGAUAAUGAUCAACCAUCAGGUGCAGAUGACUUGAGCAAGAAUGCAUAUGAGUUCGGGUGUGAGACAUGCAAGAUAUGGACCAACUCUGAAAAGUUGAUGGAGAAACAUAGGAUAGGAAAGAAGCAUGCUUAGCGUAUGGGAAAACCUUAUUGGUAAGGACAAGCAGUGUUAAGAACAAAUG
Molecule: messenger RNA, 625 nt
Organism: Lycium barbarum (goji berry)
Lineage: Eukaryota; Viridiplantae; Streptophyta; Magnoliopsida; Solanales; Solanaceae
Exons: 2
Coding region: 1-576 (191 amino acids)
Source: RefSeq, a predicted model, not a curated record